AUGGCACUAAAUUACCUAGAUCGCAGAACGCUCUCCGGCGGAAUCGUGAACCUCACAGUCGGGCACUCGGAGACCCCCUUCGACGUCCACAUCGAGCUAUUAUGUGACCGAUCCCCAUAUUUUGACAAGCUCCUCGAGAACAGAUACACCGAGUCUCCAAAUGGAGAGCUUGUCUUCUCCAACGAUGACCCGGACGUUUUUGCCGACUUCGUCUCUUGGGUAUACUGCGGCAAUAUCAGCACGGGGCUGAAAUCAUCUCGGAGACUACACUUCUUUCAGCUAUGGACGCUCGCUGAGCGGUUCCAAGUUGCUGAACUGCAGGAAUUGGCGCUUGUCCGGAUUAAGGAGAUUCUGGCAGCCCACCCCGAACUCCUCAUAUCACGUACUCAGAUUGAACAUGCGUACGGGCAGUCCAGACCGGGAUCCGCUCUUCGCCUGCUCGCCGUGGAUACGUGGGCGGCAAGGGCGAGCAAGUCGGACGUCCAAAUAGGCCUGAAAAGGCACUUCCUCUCUUCUGCACGUUUUUUCGAAGAUCUGAUGGUUGCGCGGCCUGAUAUUCGGGAUUUGUCUGCCUCUGAAUUUGGGGAAAGCAAGAGCCCACAAAUGCUGGAAUUCCAGCAACGACCACCAUCUACGGCCCAGUUCUUCUCAUCCUUGCCCGACGCACCCUUACCUGGACAAAAGCCUCAACUGGCAUCGGCAUCCCAGCGUGCCGCUAGGAAAUUCAAGACACCGCACGCUCGUCUGUGCCCUGACUCUUCGCAAGACAAGUUCAGUAUGGGUUCGGUCUCACGCGAGAUAGUUGCCGUUGAAGACGAAGAUGAUGAGUUGUGA
Aspergillus mulundensis is the source of this 834-nucleotide messenger RNA. RefSeq lists its product as uncharacterized. Lineage: Eukaryota; Fungi; Ascomycota; Eurotiomycetes; Eurotiales; Aspergillaceae. The record is from RefSeq and is a predicted model, not a curated record. The coding region runs from base 1 to 834 and encodes 277 amino acids. Gene Ontology annotation, molecular function: protein binding. The transcript is spliced from 3 exons.